GUGACUGACGACUGUUGUUUGUCAUUUGCUGAUUUUUCUGUGAUGGUGGAAAACUAGUGUGAAUAAUUUUUAUUUAACAAUACAUUGUAGUAUCUAAGUAUUGGAAUUGUUGAAAGUCUCUUGAUUUGAAACUUUGUAAGAUAUUAGUCCAACUAGUGAAAGUUUUGCACUUGACACUUACUGCUGAGGCUUAAAAAGAAAGACAAAAAAUUCUUUGUGUUGUUACGCGUAAUAAAAAUCAUCUCUAUUCUACGAUCAUGACUUCUGGACCAUAUAAUUAUUCUUAUAUUUUUAAGUACAUCAUUAUUGGUGAUAUGGGAGUUGGAAAGUCAUGUCUUUUACAUCAAUUUACUGAUAAAAAAUUUAUGGCCGACUGUCCUCAUACUAUUGGUGUAGAAUUUGGGACUCGAAUAAUUGAAGUAGCUGGACAAAAAAUCAAAUUGCAAAUUUGGGAUACUGCAGGACAAGAAAGAUUCAGAGCUGUCACUCGUUCAUACUACAGAGGUGCAGCUGGUGCUCUAAUGGUUUAUGAUAUAACGAGAAGGUCAACUUACAAUCAUUUAAGUAGCUGGCUUACAGACACACGUAACUUGACUAAUCCCAGCACUGUGAUAUUCUUAAUCGGGAACAAAUCGGAUUUAGAUGGUCAGAGAGAUGUUACAUAUGAAGAAGCUAAACAAUUUGCUGAUGAGAAUGGCUUAAUGUUCGUCGAAGCUAGUGCCAAGACGGGACAGAAUGUUGAAGAAGCUUUCCUUGAAACGGCAAAAAAAAUAUAUCAAAGUAUUCAGGACGGUCGGUUGGAUCUGAACGCGGCGGAGUCGGGCGUGCAGCACAAGCCGGCGUCGCCCGGCCGCCCGCUGGCCGCGCCGCCCGCCGCGCGCGACAACUGCUCGUGCUAACACGCCGCGCGCGACUACUGCUCGUGCUAAGGGCGCUUUCAAUUUAGACGUUUCGUGUUGGACGUUUGUCGAGCGUUUGCAGGACCGCACAUGGCUAAUUGUAUGACAAUUGCGUCAGAAUAAAAUUAUCAAUUACCAAUAGUUAGUGUGCGGUCUUGCAAACGCACGACCAACGUGCGACACGAAACGUCUAAAUUGAAAGCGCCCUAACACGCCGCGGCGCUCCGCGGUUCUUCUUAACCCUCAACCUUAUUUAUAGUAAAUCGUAUUUAAUUAUUAAGAAAUCAUUGUUAGUAAUAAUUGCAAUUAUUAUGAAUUCAGUUACUUUCUUUUUAUUUUAUUUACACUGUUUUAACAUUCCACGUUAUAUUCAAGACUGGACCAAUCGAUGACUAAAGCCUAGUCCGUGAGCACGUAGAAUUUUGUCCAAUGAACCCACUACACCCAGCUACCCAUCUUUAUCGCUCGCGCGUAAUUAUGUUGCUGUCGCGCUCGCACACUUACUGCGGGUACCCGUCGCACAGUCGCGACAGCAAUAUAAUUACGCGCGAGCGAUAAGGAUGGGUAGCUUGGGGUCAUUGAACAAAAUUCUACGUGCUCACGGACCAGGCUUUAGCAAGUAUUUAUUUAUCGGUCCGAAGCAAUUUAUUUUCCGCAUAAUAUGACCUUAAAGCACUUGGUUUUUAUGUAGUCUUCUUGAAGAAUGUUUGGUAAAAGAUACUAAUCAAAUAGGUAAUCGUGUUUAUAGAUAUUGUUUUGUAAAUCAUUAUGCUGCCUCAUUUAUUACACUGGAAAAUGAUGGCA
Molecule: messenger RNA, 1703 nt
Organism: Ostrinia nubilalis (European corn borer)
Lineage: Eukaryota; Metazoa; Arthropoda; Insecta; Lepidoptera; Crambidae
Gene: Rab14
Product: ras-related protein Rab-14
Exons: 5
Coding region: 258-899 (213 amino acids)
Biological process (GO): endocytic recycling; defense response to bacterium; Golgi to endosome transport
Cellular component (GO): phagocytic vesicle; trans-Golgi network; Golgi apparatus
Molecular function (GO): GTPase activity; GTP binding
Source: RefSeq, a predicted model, not a curated record